AUGAACAUGGAUGACUGUAUAAAAUUGACUUCAUGGAGAAGUGCAAAUGAUCCGAGAACGGGAAACUUUACGUUCGAACUAGAUGAAGAACUCAGGAAAGGAAAUAUUUAUGUCACCCGGAAAAGAACGACGACAUGUUGGAAAAGUGGAGAUUCAGGUAGAUUCGGCAGCUCCAACGAAUUGCCCUUUGCAGGAGCUUAUUUGCUCUCAAAUUUUAGCAAGAAUGUGUAUUAUUGUUAUAAAUCUAUUAAGGUUAGAGUACCCUCUUACAAUAAUAUGAGGCUGUUGAUGAACUCGUUUGGCGAGAUACAAUAUUUCAGUUGGAGUAACGAUAACAAUAACGGGUGGUCGUUGAUAUGGUCAGAGACCCACGACCAUUGUAGUAUUUAUAAUGCUUGUGGCAGAUUUGGGAGCUGCAAUAGCCAGAAUGGGACAGUGUGCAAGUGUGUGGCAGGGUUUGAGCCUGCUUCGCCUGAAAACUGGUUUGCGGGAGAUUUUAAAAGUGGGUGUACUCGGAAAUCUAAAAUAUGCAACAACAAAGAGGAGAGUGAUAUUUUUGUCAACUUGAAGAAGAUGAAGGUUGGGAAUCCAGACACGCAAUACGAGGCUGCGGAUAGUGAGAAGGCUUGUAGAGAUGAGUGCCUUGGCAAUUGUCUUUGCCAGGCGUAUACUUAUAAUCCAGACGAUGAUACAAGAAGGGGAAAAUUUACAGUAAGGGACUGUGAGCCUUGUGGUAACAAUAUAAUACCCUAUCCCCUAAGCACUGGGCCAACAUGUGUUGAUCCUCUGUACUACAGCUUCUAUUGUGAUGACUCCACCGGCCAGGUUCUCUUCCGGGCAGUUAGCGGCAACUAUCUGGAAGAGACUGGGAGAGAAGGUGCUUUUGCAACCCGGACUUUAUGUGGGAUGGCUUCAAUUUGA
This is a messenger RNA of Ilex paraguariensis (yerba mate), 921 nucleotides long. The record is from the annotation of a GenBank genome assembly. Lineage: Eukaryota; Viridiplantae; Streptophyta; Magnoliopsida; Aquifoliales; Aquifoliaceae.